Messenger RNA from Triticum urartu, 1239 nucleotides. Its product is annotated as putative F-box protein PP2-B12. Gene Ontology annotation, molecular function: protein binding. The record is from RefSeq and is a predicted model, not a curated record. Lineage: Eukaryota; Viridiplantae; Streptophyta; Magnoliopsida; Poales; Poaceae.
AAUCAAACCGCUGCUUGGUCGUUAAGCCUCUGGCUGCCUUCUACACGGCCACACCCUAUAGAUCCCCAUCCCCAUCCCCGGACAGCCAAACCAAUUGCAACUCUCUCGCACUCUCCUCCUCCUCCGACGAAUCUCGAAUCACAAGCAGCGGAACCGAUCGAUGGAGGAGGCCUGCGAGAUCGCGCGCCUGCCGGAGGAGCUCGUCUCGGCGGCGCUGGCCCGCACGUCCCCGCGCGACGCCUGCCGGGCCGCGGCGGUGUCCCCGGCCUUCCGCGACGCGGCCGACUCCGACGCCGUCUGGGCCCGCUUCCUGCCCCCCGGCGGCCUCCCGCCGCUCGCCGACGGGGAGCUGGCCGGCCCCGCCCCGCCCUCCUCCAAGAAGGAGCUCUUCCUCCGCCUCUCAGCCGGCCCCGCCCUCCUCCAGGACAGGCUCGUGAGUAUGUGGCUGGACAGGGAGACCAGCGCCAAGUGCUACAUGCUGUCCGCCAGGAACCUCUUCAUCGUGUGGGGCGACACGCCGCAGUACUGGACCUGGAUCCCGCUCGACGACUCCAGGUUCUCUGAAGGUGCCCAACUCAUGCAUGUUUGCUGGUUCGAGAUCCGCGGGAAGAUACAUAGCAAGAUGCUCUCCCAGGACACAACCUAUGCCGCCUACAUGGUCUUCAGGACGACCGAUAAUUUCUACGGGCUGGAUUUUCCUGUCCAGGAGGCAUCGAUCAGCGCCGGAGCAACCAACACAACCCGCAAGGUUUGCCUCCAAGGUAAUGAUGACGACGACGGCAAGGGUGGGGUGCCCGAGAACUACCGGCCGAUGGUUCCCUUUCCGCGGCUAAGACUCAGGAGAAGGAACCGCCGCGUAGUAUCCCACGAAGAGAAUGUCACGCUCCCACAGCAAAGGGCCGACGGGUGGAUGGAGCUGGAGCUGGGGGAGUUCCUCAACGAGGGGGCCGACGACGGCGAGGUGUCCAUCAGCCUGAUGGAGACCAAAGGCGGGAACUGGAAGAGCGGCCUCAUCGUGCAGGGCAUCGAGAUCAGACGGAAGAAAUCGGGCUGAGUGAGGAGCCCCUGGGAUUCGACUCGCCCGGGUCGAUGUAAAUGAAUAAGGGAAAACAUAUCAUCUGUAGUGUGUGGUUUUGAACACUUCUCCUUUUGCUGCUAAAGCAUACUAUGUGUACAAACUAUGCUACCUACUAUGACUGAUGAGUUACGGGUUAAGCAGAUUUGCGUCUGGCUAUGUGA